CCUCCCCUCUGUAGAUUUGAAUCCGUGAGUCAGUUCUGGUGAUGUCUGCAUUCAGGAUGACUGUGCCUUCUCCAGAAGUUGUUCUCCACCUCUGCCUUAUAGUCUUGGCCUUCACCAAUGUUUCAGGAGGAGAGGAUGUCCCUAUCAUACUGAAUGGUCUUAUAAACCAAUCCAUCCCAAUGUCACUGAGUGGAGGUCCAUCAGAUCCUGUACUUCUAGUAACCUGGAACUUCAAAACAACCCCAUUGGCGACUUACACAAAUAAUCAGUUUAUUAUUAUAGAUAAAAAGUUUAAAGGAAGACUGGAGAUAUUGGAUGAUGGGAGAGUGCUGAGUAUUGGACAUCUGAGAAUGGAGGACAGUGGACUGUAUACUGGAACUAUAAUUUUUACUGACAACACAAACUAUCAGAAAGUCUACAACCUCAGUGUAUAUGAACCUGUUCUUACCCCAACUAUAAGAAUUGCAGAAAGGAAAAAGACUAAUGACUGGUGCAAUGCAACCCUUAAUUGUUUUACCCCAACAAACAAAUCAUCAUUGUCCUAUACCUGGAAAUACAGACACAAAAAUUCCACUUAUCAGCUUUAUAAUAAUUCUGGAGACACAAUCCAGAUAACAUUGAUGAAUGACUCCUGGGAUAGGGAGUUUCUGUGUACAGUACAAAACCCCGCUGACCUGAAGAACGUCUCUGUGCUGAAGAUCUGUUCAGAUAAUAAAGAAGUAACAAGAAACCUCAGAACUUAUGGAUUUUUAGGUCUAAUAGUAUUGAUAUUGAUUAUACCAUUGGCUUUCCUAGGAUGGUAUCUCAUUAUGAAGAGAAAACGAAGAAAAGCAGGAACCCCAGAUGUAACUGAAAAUAAAAAUGGGGAACCACAGUAUAUUCAAGUCACAACCUUCCAGCCAAAUGAUGACAGACAGGAAUGGAAAAACGACCUAUAUGAUUGCUCGCCUCGGCAAAAGCCUAAAGCAGUGACGGUUUAUGCUACACUGGAACAUCCACCAGAAACAUAUAGAUGACAGUAAUAAUACACAGCUCUCUGUUGUAUAAAACUGGCACAUUAGCCACGCUGAAGACUCUCCACUAACCUCUUUCUGUUCCUGGGCUUUAUAUUAUCUGGCACAGGACGGCUUAUGGAGUAAAUUAACACAGCCUCUCAAUCGCUUGCAGAUAGAUGGAGUUCAGCGUGUAAAUACUUGCUGAAUAAUGUAAACUUUCAACACCAUUUAAUCAAGAACGCAGCAAAAAUGUUUAAAACUCUAUGUAUGGAAUACAGGAACUCAUUCCAGACAGUCGACAAUCCUGACCACAAGACAUAAGGCGUCAUGAAGACUGUUUAGUGCAGAUUGCUAUUUAUAUGUAUCAUUUUAAUAUAUACAAUUUUUUAAUUUGACUAACAAAACUUUGCCCGUUCACUGAAUGGACUGCAGUGGUGAAGGGCUCAUAAUGGCGCAUUGGUACAGUGGGGAUGAGAACUAAGUCAUGAAUCAGUGCAGUGGCAGCGAGUGCAGAGUUGGGCAAGUUGGGCAGAGUUGCACCCCUGGCAGCAGGGGAAUGGGUGAUAGGUGCUGUGGUAAGAAUGGGGGAUGAUGUGCAGGUGUAGAGUGUGAGGAGGAGGACGGGUAUCAGCUGUGGUGGUGAGAGCACCAAGGGUUUAGGUAUGAAGAUGAGAACCACAGAUAGGUUAUUCUUUGUGGGAGACUGGUAUGUAUGGGAUCACUAGAGUUUAGCUCCACUGUCAAAGUAUGCAUGGUAGAUAGGGUUGCCUCCUGUCCAGUGGACUGAAACCCGGACACAUGAUUAAGACGGGACUGUGGCUUCCCAAGUAACUAAGAUAGUCACACACAAAUCUGUUGCCAUCCGGGAGCUGCGGGCGACUGUCUGGGAGCAGGUUCGGCAUCACUGGGGGGCAGGGUGAUGAUGUCAGCAAAAGCAAUUUGGCCACACCUACAUUUUGCUGCAGCACGCUAUGCGCACUGCAUUACUACUCUCCUUGGGGCACCCAAAGUGUUCGGGUUUGGCUUGAAGAAAAGGUGGCAGCCCUAAUGGUAGAACCCCAAAGACUUUUACAGUGUCAGCGGACAGAUCAGUCUCCUAGCCUCAUAGAAGCUUUUAAGGGUCUACUGCACACAUAAUGGCGGUUUGGGACGUAGGGACCCAUUUAUACUGGAUGUAGGUCACAUGGAUGUUGGGACUUCCUCCCCUCAUCUGUAGACCUGGACACUGCUCUGUUCAAUAUGGCUGUUAAUCAAGUGAAUAAUGGUGGUAAUUUAAAAAGCAGCAUAUAAAAGAGCCCUGCACAGCAAUAUGCUUUAAAGAUGUGCAUUAUGCUGCACUAGCAUGGGAAAUCUGAAGCCAAUAUAGCAUCAUUUUGAAGGAAUUUCAAAGCUGAGGGGACAGCCCAGUCGCAGAACCUGAAGAGAGCCCAGUCAGACAAGGGGGCAAAUAUAAUAUUUCAAAAGUAAGUCUGUACAGUCAAAAUAAUAUACAAUGGAAUAUUCAAACUGUCAGAUAAGCCCAAUCGGGUCAAGUUGUCUGUAAGUGCACCUUGCUUGAAUGUCCGUAAAUUGCCUAUAGCAGCUGAACAUUUUGAAGACCUUCAGCCAUUUGUCUCUGAUCAUUUGUGCACCUUCAAUAGCUCUAUUUUCAGUUCUUCAUGAGAUGAAGCCAGCCACAUUUCCAACAUCCCAAAAGCCUAGAUAAGCUGUUGCCUUCCACAACCCACAAAAACCUCUGGAGGUCACAUCGAUUCAUUCUACGCUAACCUUUGGUAAAGCCAUGAGAACGCAGUCUGAACAUAUUUCUCAAGAACUCAGUUAAAGGGAGCAGACAUUAGAUGUGUAUACACUUUCUUGAUAUAUAAGUGUUAUGGUCAUGACAUUUCAUACAUUUUCUUUUUAUUUAAAGAAAAUAUUUUAUAUAUUUUUUUAUAUUUAUAGUUAGCAGACAUACUGUAGUUGCUUUUCACGUGUUUUACUGAAUAUAUGUAGCUCCUCUGUUAAAAUAAAAGUCCUGUUUACAUAGCUCAAUAGCUCAAGCUGGGAUUUACAAACACAAGUGAAUAUGUUAGAGCAUUGGCUUUGCCACCUACCUCCUUCUCUGCAAUAGGUAGCUGCAAACAGAGACAGAAAGGAUAUCCACAAUCUCCCCCAUUGUAAUAUCCACAGACAUCUCCCCCACUGUAAUAUCUACAAUCACCCCCACUGUAAU
Molecule: messenger RNA, 3207 nt
Organism: Rana temporaria (common frog)
Lineage: Eukaryota; Metazoa; Chordata; Amphibia; Anura; Ranidae
Product: SLAM family member 5-like
Exons: 6
Coding region: 42-1016 (324 amino acids)
Source: RefSeq, a predicted model, not a curated record